AUGAGCAAGGCCCACCCUCCCGAACUGAAGAAAUGUAUGGACAAGAAGUUAUCGUUGAAGUUAAAUGAUGGCAGACACGAAUAAGGAACACCACGGGGCUUUGACUUUAUGAAUCACGUGAUUGAUGAGUGUGUGGAGAUGGCAAACAGUAGGCAACAGAAUAACACCGGAACGGUGGCCAUACAAGGAAACAGCAGCAUCAUGUUAGAAACCUUGGAAACAGUCUGA
Molecule: messenger RNA, 228 nt
Organism: Peromyscus leucopus (white-footed mouse)
Lineage: Eukaryota; Metazoa; Chordata; Mammalia; Rodentia; Cricetidae
Product: small nuclear ribonucleoprotein G-like
Biological process (GO): mRNA splicing, via spliceosome; spliceosomal snRNP assembly
Cellular component (GO): U1 snRNP; U5 snRNP; precatalytic spliceosome
Molecular function (GO): RNA binding
Source: RefSeq, a predicted model, not a curated record